GAGUAACAGAGCUGCAGUUCCUCUCAGUGUCACUACAGCGCACGUUCUAAUACAGUUAGAAAGGCUGUUUAUUUGUUAAGAAAAAUGCAGUCAGCAUGAAUAUGCAAAUCCUUUCCAGACCAAAGGUGCGAGUGCUGGAUUUUCAUGACUGCUGUUUCAGAUUUAAAACUAAUCUGGCAGGACUGAAUUGUCUAGUCAGCGGAAGCUAAUGAACUCCCUCCUAUGAUGGAUGCCUUUUGUUUGUAAUAUCUGACUGAAUGAAUGGAGACAAAAGGUUCUCUUCCAGCCUUGCUCCAGUUCCGGGAGGCGAGGAGAAAUGAAACCUUAGUGUAAAUUUUUCUCACCCUUAGUGGUUUAUUACUCUGAGCUAAUACUAUUGGCAGUAAUUUUAAUAUUUCAUUAUAAGGGAUAACCAGCCACUGCUGAUUUACCUGUUACCUAAGAAAAUCGAAUUGCACAAAAAGGAUAUCUAUGGAAGGACUGUAUUAUGAUAUUUCAAGGCUGUCUUACCCUCCAGAAUAUGACAGACACCUAGCAUCAAGCAAAAAUAUGGCGGCUGCUUACCUUGACCCCAACCUAAAUCACACCCAGGGCUCAGGUGCAAAGUCUCGUCUAAGUACUGGCAUGGAACGUUCACCUGGCACCAUGGAGAGAGUACUUAAGGUGUUUCAUUACUUUGAAAGCAGCAAUGAGCCAACAACAUGGGCAAGCAAUAUUCGACAUGGGGAUGCUACUGAUGUUAGGGGAAUUAUUCAAAAAAUUGUAGAUAGUCAUAAAGUUAAGAAUGUCGCUUGUUAUGGAUUGCGCCUCAGCCAUCUUCAGUUGGAAGAGGUUCAUUGGUUACAUCCGGAUAUGGGAGUAUCUCAUGUAAGAGAGAACUAUGAACGAAACCAACCUACAGAUGAAUGGAGGUAUGAACUCCGAAUUCGUUAUUUACCAAAAGGUUUUUUGAACCAGUUUACAGAGGACAAACCAACACUAAAUUUUUUCUAUCAUCAAGUAAAAAAUGAUUAUAUGUUGGAAAUAGCAGAUCAGGUGGACCAAGAGGUGGCACUGAAAUUGGGCUGUCUAGAAAUCCGGAGAUUCUACAGGGAAAUGAGGGGAAAUGCAUUAGAAAAGAAGUCCAACUAUGAAUUAUUAGAGAAGGAUGUGGGCUUGAAAAGAUUCUUUCCAAAGAGUUUGUGCGACUCUGUGAAGCCUAAAGCACUACGAAAGUUGAUCCAACAGACAUUUCGGCAAUUUGCCAAUCUGAAUGAAGAAGAAAGUGUUUUGAAAUUCUUUGAAAUUCUUUCACCAGUUUACAGAUUUGACAAAGAAUGUUUCAAAUGUGCACUAGGGUCAAGCUGGGUUAUUUCAGUGGAGUUGGCAAUUGGUCCGGAAGAAGGCAUCAGUUAUCUUACAGAUAAAGGAUCCACACCUACUCACCUAGCAAACUUCAAUCAAGUACAGACUAUCCAGUAUUCAAGCAGUGAUGACAAGGACAGGAAGGGGACCUUGCAGCUAAAAGUAGCUGGAGCACCAGAGCCACUGACAGUGACAACACCAUCUCUUAACAUUGCGGAGAACAUGGCUGACUUGAUAGAUGGAUACUGCAGACUUGUGAAUGGAGCAACUCAGUCUUUUAUUAUACGACCUCAAAAAGAGGGUGAGAGAGCCUUACCAUCUAUACCAAAGCUUGCAAACAACGAAAAGCAGGGAGUGCGAUCACGGACUCUGUCAGUUUCAGGGGUAAAUGAUUGUCAACCUAAUGAAAAGAAUGUCAUACACUAUCUUCUUCCAUUCAUCUUCUGUUCUCAGCAAGAAACAGCUAAGGAUGACAUAAGCGGGGACGAGACAGAUGACUAUGCAGAAAUUAUAGAUGAAGAGGAUACCUACACCAUGCCCUCCAAAAACUAUGGAAUAGAUGAAGCCAGGGACUAUGAAAUCCAAAGGGAAAGGAUUGAACUAGGCCGCUGCAUUGGCGAAGGGCAGUUUGGAGAUGUUCAUCAAGGUGUCUACAUGGGUUCUGAAAACCCAGCAAUGGCUGUUGCCAUCAAGACCUGCAAAAACUGCACCUCAGACAGCGUGAGAGAGAAGUUCCUGCAGGAAGCUCUGACCAUGCGGCAGUUUGAUCACCCUCACAUAGUCAAGCUUAUAGGUGUUAUUACAGAAAAUCCGGUAUGGAUCAUUAUGGAACUCUGCACUUUAGGGGAGCUAAGAUCAUUCCUGCAAGUCAGGAAAUACAACCUGGACCUGGCGUCCUUGAUUCUUUAUGCCUACCAACUCAGCACAGCACUUGCCUAUCUAGAGAGCAAAAGAUUUGUACAUAGGGAUAUUGCUGCAAGAAAUGUGCUAGUGUCAUCUACAGACUGUGUAAAAUUAGGGGAUUUUGGCUUGUCCAGAUACAUGGAGGACAGCACGUACUACAAAGCCUCCAAAGGGAAACUGCCAAUCAAAUGGAUGGCCCCAGAGUCAAUUAACUUUAGACGUUUUACCUCAGCUAGUGAUGUAUGGAUGUUUGGAGUGUGUAUGUGGGAAAUCUUAAUGUAUGGUGUCAAGCCUUUUCAAGGAGUAAAAAAUAAUGAUGUGAUUGGACGAAUUGAAAAUGGUGAGAGGUUACCAAUGCCCCAAAAUUGUCCUCCUACUCUUUAUAGCCUUAUGACCAAAUGCUGGGCCUAUGACCCCAGUAGAAGACCAAGGUUCACCGAACUCAAAACACAACUCAGUACAAUUUUGGAAGAAGAAAAAAUACAGCAAGAAGAGCGUAUCAGAAUGGAGAUGAGACGUCAAGUUACAGUCUCUUGGGAUUCUGGUGGGUCAGAUGAAGCACCUCCCAAGCCAAGCAGACCUGGUUAUCCAAGUCCAAGGUCUAGUGAAGGAUAUUUUCAAAGCCCUCAACAUAUGGUGCAGCAUAAUCAUUACCAGAUGUCAAGUUACCCAGCCUCUGCUGGAAUCUCUUCCAUGCCUAGCAGUAUCUAUCCUGCUCAGCCACCCAUAAUGGAUCACCUUGAUUCUUGGAAUCACCAUCGGCCACAGGACAUUCCGGUCUGGUCCAGCGUUGAGGAAUCAGGACAUUUGGACAUGCGAGGAAUGGGACAGGCAUUACCAACCCAUGUGAUAGAGGAGAAGUUGAUACGCCAACAACAAGAAAUGGAGGAAGAUCAGCGUUGGCUGGAGAAAGAGGAAAGAUUUUUGAAACCAGAUGGAAGGCUGUCCAGGAGCAGUAUUGACCGAGAGGAUGGGGGUCUCCAGGGGCCAACUGCCAAUCAGCAUAUUUAUCAACCUGUGGGGAAACCAGAUCAUGUAGCUCCUCCAAAGAAGCCUCCACGCCCAGGAGCCCCAAGUCACCUUGGCAGCCUUAACAAUCCAGUGGACAGCUACAAUGAAGGAGUAAAGCCUUGGAGGAUUCAGCCUCAGGAGAUCAGUCCUCCUCCAACAGCUAAUCUGGACAGAUCCAACGACAAGGUGUAUGAAAAUGUAACCGGAUUGGUGAAGGCUGUGAUAGAGAUGUCUAGUAAAAUCCAGCCAGCACCACCAGAGGAAUAUGUGCCAAUGGUGAAGGAUGUUGGCUUAGCAUUAAGGACACUGCUGGCUACAGUGGAUGAAACCAUUCCUUCGCUCCCUGCAAGCACACACAGAGAGAUUGAGAUGGCGCAGAAGCUGCUAAACUCAGACUUGGCUGAACUGAUUAAUAAGAUGAAAUUGGCCCAACAGUAUGUCAUGACCAGUCUCCAACAGGACUACAAAAAACAGAUGCUGACAGCUGCCCAUGCUUUAGCUGUAGAUGCCAAAAAUCUACUAGAUGUCAUCGAUCAAGCACGGCUAAAAAUGAUUGGCCAGUCCAGGCCUCAUUAAGAUGUGGGAGAAAGGAAAGUGAGUGCCUUCUUCUUGGUCAAGUGUCAGUCCUUUAGGAGGGCAUUAUACAGCACCACCAGCAGUGGGAAGUUAAACCUUUCUAGCCCUAGACUCUUAGACACCAGUCCCAGGAGACCAGACUGGCAACUGUUUUCAUCCUCUGCUGAUCAGCAGUAUUUAUCAAGUUUUUAACUUUGGAAAGAAGAGUUUAUUAGCACAGAGUGCAACAUUGCUGUGCAUAAUGUUGCAUUUUUUUUUUAUUUCUGACUAUCACAUUAUGUAAAUAAAACACUAAAGCACGGACAAACUUUAUAUCUAGUGAACUUCAGAUGGCAGAAACUAAUGGAAUGUUUUAAAAUACAAGUCAAGAGAAAAGCUCUUCCAGUAAAAAAAAUCAGUUUAAGAUAUUGUGAUGUGAAGAAUUCUGAAAAACCUAAAGGCGUAUUCUCCUUCAGCACUACAAGAACUGUAAUGACUGGAAUAUUGUAAUGAAAACACUGAACUUGCAAUACAAUACACUAAUCAUGAAAGCAAAGGGGGUAUGUUAAAAGGCUGUAUGUUCAAGGCAAGUGAAAAUAUGUAAAAUGUACAGCUGUGCAUUACCUAAUGUUAAUAAUGAAGCAUAGGUGCAGAAUUAACUUAGACUGUUAUAUGUCUUUUGACCAGAUCAUGUGCCAGUGUCUUUUCCAUUAUUUGUGUUAUAUUUUUGAUGUUUAGUUUUGAUACUGUUCUGUUUUCUGUUUUUAUUUUAUUGGUAGGCAUGUUCUUGGAAAAAGAAGAGCUGCUUCAUGCCAGCUUAUCUGAACUAAAUGCAAGGUAUGAAAUAGUCCUUCAACUAGUCAUUUGCCUUCUUUGACCCAUUGUUAUUUAAAACACUAAAGCCAUGUGCAUUAUUUUAAAUUGCUGUAGUUACUAACCAGCCAUUUUCUGUCUUACCUGGGAGUUACUGCAGGAGGUAUACUUUUAAACAAAAGAAACUACGUUAUCCCCACAGUAUGUUUUGUCACUCUCCCUUCUUUUGCUUUGGGGAGGGAUAUAAAUUAUUCUCAGGAAGAAUAUGAUGAACUGUACAGUUAUUUGACCUAUUAAAAAGGUGUUUACCAGUGAAA
This is a messenger RNA of Protopterus annectens (West African lungfish), 4943 nucleotides long. RefSeq names its product protein tyrosine kinase 2 (gene PTK2). Gene Ontology annotation, biological process: signal complex assembly; protein phosphorylation. The transcript is spliced from 36 exons. Gene Ontology annotation, cellular component: focal adhesion; cytoskeleton. Gene Ontology annotation, molecular function: protein tyrosine kinase activity; ATP binding. NCBI's taxonomy places the organism in Eukaryota, Metazoa, Chordata, Ceratodontiformes, Protopteridae. The coding region runs from base 472 to 3834 and encodes 1120 amino acids. The record is from RefSeq and is a predicted model, not a curated record.